Messenger RNA from Lates calcarifer (barramundi perch), 6194 nucleotides. RefSeq names its product myb-like protein X. The record is from RefSeq and is a predicted model, not a curated record. Bases 1394 to 3133 code for a protein of 579 amino acids. The transcript has 6 exons. NCBI's taxonomy places the organism in Eukaryota, Metazoa, Chordata, Actinopteri, Centropomidae.
CCAGUGGGAAACCGUCUCACCUACAGAGCAGAUAUACAGGACAGACUGAGUGUAAGCUGUAAAAGUGAACUACAGAAACUAAAUGUAGACAGACACAAGCAGAGAGAGACAGACAGAGAGACAGGUACCCAUAACUACUGUAAAGAUUAGAGACAGACAGGGCCAGGGGGUAAACACAGACAGGACAGUGGACACAGACUGUAGAUCACCUUAACAUAUACUGUUAUUGGACACAACGGGGGAUGUAAACAGACAGAGACAGAGACAGAGAGAGACAGAAAGAUCAGGCAACAUGAUGUUGUCCAAAAAAGAGGAGAAGAGGUCAUUCAGCAACGGGCCGCUGAGAGACCAAUGGGAGAAGAGAGCUCAGAACAUUGCGGACCAGUGCAAACAAGAGGCUGAAUGGAGAGAAAAGAGUUCCGUCAAAGUACUUUUCUCAAAGUGGAAUUAUCACUGGUCCCUCAAUGGAGAAAUGUCUGACUUCAAGAGGGUCACCAGCGGCAUAGAUGAAGCAGACAAAAAGCCAAAAAUUAAAUUCAAAAUCGUCCCUCCUCCUCCCAAACACAAACCUGAGCCUACUCCGCCUCCACCUCCUCCCAAGAGGACAGCUUCUCCCAAACCUCUCAGGCCAAGACGCAAAGUAGAGGUGGAUGCCUUCCGGAUUUGUUGGAGAGAGUCUUGGAUGAGCCUGAAACCUCCAAAGUACCUUUACCUGAGGGCCAAAGAGUUCAAAACCAGACUCCUGGGAUUCACAACAAUAGAGCUGACUAACAACAGGAAGUACAAACCAAAGAGGUACAGAUUAGAGGCUGAAGUGACGUCUGAUGAAUGGACUCACUCCUGGAAACAGGUGAAGAUUCCAGACCAGUUGGAGCUCUCUGAGGAGAAACAAUUCCAGUGGGAGAUUUUGUUUGAAAGAAAAGUAGUUCGCGAAGCUGGAAAGAGAAGAAUUCUCUCUUCCUGUCUGGGCCGGUACGUGGAAGAUUAUGAACUUUGUCUUCAGACAGCAGAAGCAGAAUUGGGAUUGUAUCUGGCCCGACUACCAACAGAACCGCACUGACAAGUUUGAUGAACUACAGCAACUAGCAGAGCAGGAUGAGCUUUCAGACUGGGAGGAGUCAUGGAAACUGUCCGGGGACAGAACUUGAACCAAAAGACGUCACAGAUGAGGAUGAUGAGACGCUAUCUGCAGCCUCUUUGACCACUGACAUCACAGUGGUGUUGAGGAUAAAUGACGUGUUCAUGCCCGGGUGGAGCAACUCCUGGCUGAUCUCUGCAGCUCCUCUAGCAGGAAGAUGAAGAACGUGAGAAGAACUGGAGCUCCUGCUGGGGAUACAGGCAGCAGAUCAGGUGGCGCAAGGCUUCACUGGAGUCCCAUCAUCAACACAGCAACAUGAUGACUAGGAGACGUAAAACCACAAACCUUCUCCUCAUAUCACAGCUGGACGAUGAGAUCACAGACAGCACAGAGUGGACAGAGGCCUGGAGGACUCCUAAAGUAUGGAUCCAACCAGAGGAGGACGAACUGGAGGAAGAAGAGGAGGAGGAAGUGGAGGAGAGAAUAGAUAAGACGGGGGAGGGGGAAGAGGAGGAGGAGGAGGAGGAGGAGGAGGAUGAGGGAGUAGACGAGGAGGAAGAGGAGGAGGAGGAGGAGGAAGAUGUCAAUGAAAAUGAGGAGUACAAAGAAGUAGACAAGGAGGAAAGGGAUGAAGGAGUAGAGGAGGAAGAGGACGAGGAGGACGAAGAAGAGGAUGAAGAAGUUGAUGAGGAGGAGAAGAACGAAAAAGUACAUGAGGACAAGGAGGAAGAGGAUGAGGAGGAAGAAGGUGAUGAGGCAGAGAGAGACAAACAAGUACAUGAGGAUACGGAAGAAGAGGAGGAGGAAGACGAAGAAAACGAGAGGGAUGAGGUCAAAGAAGUGCAAGGGGAGGAGGAGAGGACAGUUGGAGAUGAGGAGGAGGAGGAUGUAGAAGAAGCGAAGGAUGUUCCUGAAGAGGAGAGGGACAAACAAGUACACAGAGAAGAGGAGGACCAAAGCAUAAAGAAAGAUGGUGAGGAGGAUGAAGAGGAUGAGGACAAAACAUCAGACAAGGAGGACAAGGAUGAAGAGGAAGAAGAGGAGGAGGAGAGCACAGAAGCAAACGAAAGUGGCAAGAUGGAUGAUGAAGAUGAAGAAGAGGAGGAGGAGGAGGACAGUGAAGCCAAGGAGGAAGAGAAAGAAGAGGAGGAGAAUGAAGAAGAACACGAGGAGGAGGAAAAAUUAGUAAAUGAAAAGGAAGAGGAGAGUGAGGAAGAUGGAGAAAAAGAAAAAGCUGCAAACGAAGAGGAAGAGGACAAAAAAUCGGAUGAAGUGGAGGAGGAGGAUGAAGAUGAAGAACUAGACAAAGAACAGGAAAAGAAAGACGAGGAAGAAGAGGAUGAAUUUGUAGAUGCGAAGGAGGACAUAGAAGACAAGAGGGUGAAAAAUGAAGAGGAUGAAAAGGAUGAGGAGGAGGAGGAGGAGGAUGAAGAAAUGGAUGAGAAGAAUGAAGAUGAAGAACUGGACAAAGAACAAGAAAAGAAAGAGAAGGAAGAGGAGGAUGAAUAUCUAGAUGCGAAGGAGGACAUAGCAGACAAGAUGGUGAAAAAUGAAGAGGAUGAAAAGGAAGAUGAUGAGGAUAAUGUUGAUGAAGAAGAGAAAGAGACAGAAGAGGAGGAGGAGGAGGAGGAGGAGGUGGAGGAGAAGGAGGAGGAGGAAGUGGACAAAGACCAGGAAAAAGAAGCAGAUGAUGGAGAAGACCAUGAUGAAGAAGUGGAUGAGGUGGAGGGUGAAGAAAUCAAGGACAAAGAGGAUGAACUACACAAAAACAAGGAGGAGGAGGAGGAAGAGGAGGAUGAAGAUGAGGAGGAGGAGACUGACGACGAUGAUGAUGAUGAUGCAGUCGACGCAGAGGAAGAUGAUGACAGUGAGAAAGUGAACGAGAAAGAGGAGGAAAACAAAGUAGAAGACACAAAGGAGGAGAAGACGUUGCGUAAACGAGUCAAAUGCAAACCUGACGUCCCACUCCAUUUGCAGUUCCACAAAGUGAAUGCCUCCUUCUCCUCUUGGAGGCGGUCAUGGGAUGGUGGCAGUAGCUCACAGAGCAGGAGAUGAAAAUGAGGAGGAGGAGGAUGAGGAGGAGGAAGAGGAGUGGUACGCUUGGAAAGAGUCGUGGAGGAUUUGCCGCUGGAAGAAGCCGGAUGAGGAUGAGGUGAUGUGUUUCUCCACCGAGAACCGGAGUCAGAGAUACAUGGGACUGAAGCGUGAAGACGACGGUAUGCCAAAGAGUGAAUGGACUCUCAGCUGGAAGAUGACCAAGACUGCAGAAGAAGAAGAAGAAGAAGAAGAAGAAGAAGAAGAAGAGGAAGAAGAAGAAGAAGAAGAAGAAGAAGAAGGUUGAACUUUUAUGAUGGCUGAAGAUUACAAGUUGUGAAAUAAGGCACUGACAUUUUAAUGAAGAAACCCAGGAAAGUUACGCUGGGCUCAGACUAUGGGAGUUUUAGACCGAUACAUUCUCAUUUCAUCCCUCCUGACAACCACUGUGUAAAUCUGGUCUAGGACCGUGGUUGGUACCAAUGUUUGCCCAAGAGUAUCUGACAAUGUAAGAGGUUUACACAUUAUUGUCUUAAACCUCCAGAACUGCUUGCAGCCCCAGUAAUAUCAAACAUGUUUGAUAUGAAAAUGAAUCCAGCUAAAAUCUGGACGAUUACAAUAAAGAUCAUGUCAGUACUCACGCAAGUCACCAGCUACAUACACCCGAUGACCAGCUGUUGCAAACAGUCACUGCAUUUCCUGCCUCUAUGUUGAAACAUGUUACCACUUUUUUCACAAGAGCGCCACCUGUUUAUUUUCAUUAUACCAGCACAGUUCUCCUUUGCAACAGUGGACAAUUGUCAUACUAGCCCUUCCAUCAGCUAACACACUCUUGUUGACAGAUAUUAAAAUCUCACAUCCAGUCCUAAUUGAAGAAUAGACAACUUGUGUGUCUGCUGCUCCUCGACCACUGUAUUACUUACAAUACAGCAAAUUGCACUGUAGUCUCCAUUUUGUUUACAUCUGCUUCCUGUGAUAUCAUGUGAGGUGAUGCACUGAAAUGUGACAUUAUUUUUCAAAUCUUGCAGUGUCUGUGUGUUUUAGAUUAGAGAGAAGAACAUCUGGGAUUUCAAAAUUGGUUAGGAAUUCAAAACUCCUGUAACUUGAGCCCAGCUUUAGAGGGGCUAGGUAUCAAUGCUGAGGUACUGAAUGUGUUGGAAUGUGUCCAUAGCAAAGCACUGACUGACUGGUCAUAUUCAUCUGCUCUUUAUCUUGCUUAUACUUUGAUCAAAUCAAAUUGUUAGGGCUUUGUAUGAGUAGUCAUACUGAUUAUGAUAACAUUGUACUAACAAAGUAGGCUCAGGGUCGGUUCAUGCUAGAAAAGAACUGGUUACAAAGUGUGUAUGUAUCUGUAGUGUUGUUCUCAGUUGUUCACAUGAAAAGUAACAGAACGAGUCAGUAAACGAACAAAGAGUUAGAGAGACACCUUCAGUCCUUGGUCCAACACCACACAGUACACAGUCAUCAUGGCAUGAAGUGGGCGUGAAUGUUGGAUUGGUGAUAUAGACCCCUCCCGGAUCUGCCAUUGGAAAGCUGUGGGGGAAGGGGUUUUCUAAAGCUAAAUGACCAUUCAACAAGCAAUUCAGAAGGCAUAUGAAACCUGCUUAAGUGCAAUGCAAUAAAACAAAGGAAGGGCUAGCGCAGACUACAAGACUUUUGUAAUUUGUAGUCUGCCUGUCACAACAGUCUAACUCAAAAUAUCAUUGUGGUUUGAGCAGCUCCUCAGAGCUUUUGAAAUUCUUGCAUACUGCAUUUGACUUAAGGUGCUGGGAUCUUGGAGCAUAGCAACACAGCUAAAAAUACAUCCAGCAGGACAAGAAACAUGAUCAUACAGGACAGAAACUAAAUCCUCAGGUUAGUCAAACUUAUUUGGAGAUGGAAAAGCAGGCUAAUGGUAUAAUUAUUAAUCAAUCCUUUUGUAAAUAUUUACCACAGAUUACAGACUCUCUUCCUGCUUCAGCUUUGAUUUAAUAUUUGAUUUCAAUAUCUACCGAAGUUUUGAGAAGGUGAUUUUCCUUUGCAAUAAGGGAUAAUAACUGAUUUGACAGGUGUGAUAACUGAUUUUUUUAUGUUCACAUAAAGUGAUAGCUACUAUCAGCCUACUUUCAACCUAUAUGAUUGUCUGAGUGCUCAUGUGCAUUGCACCGUUGGAUGUGUUGUGAUGUUGCUGCAUUCUGAGAUCCUAUGAACCUAUGACCCUACGUUAUGAUAUAUGAAAACAGAGGUUGUGAGAAAAUCAUAGGUUUCCUGUGACGUGUGAGAAGUUUGGCUUCUUUAGUAAAAUGUCAAGAAGAAAAUGAAAUGUUUCACGAAAUUAAAAAAAACAAAACACACACACACAAAACAAAACACACUUUUGGUGUUGAUACAGAAGCCAAGGUGUCAAAUCACACCUAGUAUUGAAAAUGUGUUAAUUUCCAGGCUGUGUUCAAGCAGCUUGAAUGCCUAAUAUAAUGCUGUACUCAUGUUCCCAUGUAUAUAACCCAAUCUCAUGAUUCAGGUUAUCCGAACAUAUCAGGGUAAGAGGUUGAAUAAAAUACAAUAACAACGCACAAGGAGGUGUCCUGAUAUUAGACAAUAACAUCAUUAUUGUUGCUAUGUGGACACCUCAAAGUCCACCCUGUCUCUUAUACUAUUUUAGCUGAUUCCCCUAACUUCUGUCACAAAAUGCUAAUGUUUGCUAACUAUGUUCCAUUGCUAGAAAGCCAAUGACUGUGGCAAAGAAACACAUAUUCUGCCUCAAAUUCCAACCAGUAUCACUUGACUUGUCAUUUUGAGCGAUUUAGCUGGCAAAUCAUUUUUAUUCUUUUUCUUUUCUUUUGACAUGAACUAAACAGUAAGCGUAUUCACGGUCAAAUACAGCAAAUGCUAACAUGAGGUAGUGACAGUUUGGGAAUAUGAAGCAAUUGUAAGGUGAGAUGAUGCCAAAGAAGGAAUGUGUCAAAAUAUGUAGAAAGUGGGAAGUGAGAGAAUGGAUGGCAGUGUAGAUGCACAAUGUGGAAAUCCGUCUUAACAGUUUGUAUAAUGAUAUGCAUUUUUACUGCAACUUUUAUUAAAGUUCUAAACCAUUUGUCAAACAAAA